Messenger RNA from Archocentrus centrarchus (flier cichlid), 3320 nucleotides. RefSeq names its product ataxin 3 (gene atxn3). Gene Ontology annotation, cellular component: nucleus. Lineage: Eukaryota; Metazoa; Chordata; Actinopteri; Cichliformes; Cichlidae. Bases 72 to 1115 code for a protein of 347 amino acids. Gene Ontology annotation, molecular function: cysteine-type deubiquitinase activity. The transcript has 11 exons. Gene Ontology annotation, biological process: protein deubiquitination. The record is from RefSeq and is a predicted model, not a curated record.
CCCUCUUUCUCUAUGGUGACGGACGCAGCGGUGCUGGAGGUCAGAGUUCAGCGUUUGACAGAAAGCUGAAUAUGGAUUCCAUAUUUCACGAGAAACAAGAGGGCUCCCUCUGCGCCCAGCACUGCCUCAACAACCUGCUGCAAGGCGAGUAUUUCACUCCUGUUGAUCUGUCCUCAAUUGCUCAGCAGCUCGAUGAAGAGGAGAGGAUGAGGAUGGCAGAGGGAGGUAUGGCCAGCGAGGAGUACAGGACCUUCUUGCAGCAACCAUCAGGGAACAUGGAUGAUAGUGGGUUCUUUUCCAUACAAGUAAUUAGCAAUGCUCUUCGAGUGUGGGGCUUGGAGCUAAUCCUCUUCAACAGCCGAGAGUACCAGAGCCUGAUGAUAAAUCCAAUAAAUGAGAAAGCCUUCAUUUGCAACUACAAAGAGCACUGGUUCACUAUACGCAAACUUGGACAACAGUGGUUUAACUUGAAUUCCCUUUUGACUGGACCCGAACUGAUAUCAGACACCUAUCUAGCCCUUUUCCUUGCACAGUUACAACAAGAAGGGUAUUCCAUAUUUGUGAUCCGGGGAAACCUUCCUGAGUGUGAAGCGGAGCAGAUUCUUGGAAUCAUGAGGGUCCAGCAGCUGCAGCGGCCCAGACUGAUUGGAGAGGAUGAGGCCCAAACAAGUUCAGGCAGGUCAGUUGCUCUGGGCCAGACAGAGAUGGGUUUUGGUGUGGCCGAUGAAGCUGUGGAUGAAGAUGAAGAACUGAAGAGAGCUUUAGCACUCAGCAGACAAGACAUAGAUGUGGAAGAUGAAGAAGCUGAUCUUCGCAGAGCCAUACAGCUCAGUAUGCAAGGAGCUGUUAUGAGCAAUAAGUCUUCAGAGGGUGAAGUGGGAAAUGUAAAAUCAGGGAGCCAGGCAGCAGGGAGUGCUGCAGGAGAACAAAGAGAAGGCCAGAAUGAGACACUUACAGCUGAGGAACUAAGGAAGAGAAGACAAGCUUACUUUGAUCGGCAGCAGCAACAAGCUCAGCCAAACAUUCCUCAACAACCAGAUGCACAACCAACUGGAAGCUCAGGAUCAGUAAACACUGGCUCUGAGGAGGACCAACAAACGAAGCCCAGCCAGUGAAGUUGUGAAAGGUUUGCCUAUAUUGUUUACCAGCUGCCUGGAUUGGCAACCCCAUACAGGGGUAGCUUUUCUCCCUCCUCUAACCUUUUGCACACGUGGACCUGAGGACAGUCAGAAGGCUGACACUUUACCCCUGGUUAGUUCGCUGACAGGCUAUAAAGAAAAGAAGAGACAGCACUUAAUCCAACUCAGUGAAACACUGAGAUGAGGAAAAGAUCGACGAGACUCAUGAUGCAGUUAAUCCAAGUUUGCAAUUGCCUUUUUAGCCAUGGCGCCUUCUAUUUCUAUUGUAUACAGUUUUGUAUUCUGUUUUUUUUUUCUUUUUGGCUGUAUCUUUUUUGUUUUGUUUUGUUUGUUUGUUUUUGAGGGGGGGCAUGGAAAGGAAUAGAAUGGAAAGGGUGUGUUUUGUUAUUUUUGGCACAGGCAUUCUAUGAAAGCCAUAUGAGACCAAUGUUGUAGACCGUAGGUAAAAGCUUUGCAAGCUCAAGCUUUUCAGAUAUGGGAUACAUAAUACUGCUGGCUUCAUGCUAUUGUGUCAUUCAGAGAGAGGUCACUUUUACAUUAACAUUCCUCACUGCUUCACUCAGACAUAACCGCGACAGAGACGGAGGGAGACACAGUAUGCACAUAUUUGGCAUAUUGUUAGCACUGAUUCUAGUGAAGUGUAAUCACGUCCUUGAAUAUUUAGCUCUCCAGCCACUGAGCAGGAUCUGUGUGUACGUGCAUGCACUGCAUAGUGCCACAAAGUGCAGGAGAGAGCUGCCCUCGCCUCAGGCUUGAGAGAGAAUGAAAGAGAGCUCUCACUUUUGGAUCGGGAGCAGCAAAAAUGCAUUAUAGAAAAGCUGUCACCUUGUGUGUGCCUUUCUGUUAAUGCAACUGUGUGCUGAAGUGCAUACCUUUACAUGAAAGGGGACCAGGAUGCUCAGUCAAACACAAAGUCUGAUUUAGAUGCCAUCAGAUCAGUGGAAAGGGGGGCUUAGGUAAUGAGUGAUUCCUACCUUUAUAGUAGACUUGAGUUUGUAGAACAUAAAGUGAGAAUGGGGGGGGGCAUUGCCAGAAAAAUAUCCUUCUUGAAACUUGUAAUAGCACUAACAUUUGUGGGUUAUUGACUCCUUACAUCACUGACUUCUAUACUUGACAGUCUAAAAGUGAUCGCCCAAGGCAUUUAGAGAGCUGCAUAUUUUGGAUGUUGUGGCUGUAUUUUUAUGUGUGCAAGUAGGCAUAAUGAAACCUAUUAGACAGCUUACAAACACAAUUUAAGGGUGUCUUGUCAUUUUUGAUCAGAUUGUUUUUUUGUUUUGUUUGUUUGUUUUUUUGCUGAACCUAAAUUGCUUAUCGCUGAGGCAUGUUUUUCUUAUUUUUAUCCAGAAUAAUUGGGGAACAAAGAAGCACCAUAUAAACAUGAAUUGUUCCAGCAGUGUAUUAUGUCCAACCUUUUUUUGUUUGUUUUUGGCUUUUCUUUCAUCAGUGUUUUUCAUGAACCAUGUAUGGGGGGAAAAAAAAAAAAAAGAUUUCCACUGAGGACGCCUCUAUACAAACAAUUAACAGUUUAAUUGCACUGAUCUGAUUUGCUUUGUAUUCCAGUUCUGCUCAGAGCAGUGUUGUACACGUUAGAAGAACAAAGACACUGCGUAUAUUUGCUGAUUAUGAAAAUGAAUUAAAAAAAAUAAAAAAAUCAUUAUUUAACUUCACAAUUUGAAAUCCAAAGAUAAACGACACAUCAAACGUGUCACAGUGCGUACACUUUGAGGAAAUUGUUUUCAUUUCAACAGUGACUUUAAAAUCUCACUCGUUUUUCUCGAAAAGACUGUAAAGUUCUGAAAGCGAGAAAUCUUUCUUGGUGACUGCUCCUAACUAAAGCAUUAAAACACUUUACAUUUGUUUGUUGUUGUGUUUCCGAAACCGAUGACCAUUCAGCCCGGAUAUAUCUUGAUGCCUUCACUAACACGUUGGAUGUCAGACGAAGUUUGUUGAUUCCAUGAUUUUGUUAUCGUUUUGUUUCCAUUGGAUCAGCUUUUUUUCUUUCUUUUUUUUUUUUUUAAAAUUUAAAAUGCAAUUGUGAAAGUCUAUAAAAUGUUGGUAGUUGGGUUUUUAUCCUUAUUUUAGUCACUGCAUUCUUAAAUUCAUUAUUUUUGUUAUAUUUCAUGUUAGAACAGCACAUUCUUUCAUUUAAUAUAUUGGUUGUUGUUCCAGGAUUAAAGUGAA